AUGUUUGAUUUCUCCUACUUGCCACCUCAAACCCAUGCGCACACCACAAAGGACCCCGCACCUGCAAUCACGCAAGACUGUCGAGCCCCAGCAUCCACAGAGAAGACGGACUACGCACAGCGUGAGAAUGCCGACCCGACUCACGGAAAUCUUCACACGCGAACAGGUUACGGAGGGCUUGAGGACGCCUCCCAGCUCUUCAGCGAGAACUACGGAGUCUGGGGCCAGCCGCCGCCGCCUCCCGAUGGGCGCUCAUUUGGCAAGCCGGGCAGUCGCGUGAAGAUGAGCGCAUCCCGCCUAAGGGCCCAGUGCCUCCCCGAAGCGUCACGAAGCUCCUACGCGAGAGUCACUGUCGAUGGAACCUUGGCAGGCCACGCCUUUGCUUGCCGCUGGCAACAUGGUGAUCGCCAGGUGUGCUGGAUCACCCAGCUCGUCGUCCAUCGCGACUAUCGGGAGCGGCGCCUCGCCACCACCCUGCUUCUGGCCCUCCUCGACAGUGACGACGACAUAUUUGGCAUCAUGAGCUCUCAUCCGGCUGCCUGCAAGGCUCUCUCAAGAGCCUUUGGAAAUUUCGUAUUCCCCCAAGUCCCGUUGGACUUUGCCAGGCAGCAUGCCGCGGGCGUCAUGGCUGCAUCUCCGGUCAGCUAUGUCAAGAAUGCUAGGCUCUGUGGGAACCUCUUCAACUCGGGGGACGCAAGUGGACUCAAGUGUGGGGUGGAUUCGAACUUCUUCGUUGACCACGCCGAGCCCCUGGAUGCUCUAUCGCGGGUUAAGGAUCUGGGGGGAUGGCCACUGGGCGAUUUGCCCGACGGGCAUGAAUUCUUGCUUGUGUUUGACGUGGCACGGCGGAGAAGACCACGAUUCUCGCAGCUUGCGGUCCAGUAG
Molecule: messenger RNA, 885 nt
Organism: Clonostachys rhizophaga
Lineage: Eukaryota; Fungi; Ascomycota; Sordariomycetes; Hypocreales; Bionectriaceae
Source: the annotation of a GenBank genome assembly